Molecule: messenger RNA, 432 nt
Organism: Trichomonas vaginalis G3
Lineage: Eukaryota; Parabasalia; Trichomonadida; Trichomonadidae
Product: Poxvirus D5 protein-like family
Exons: 1
Coding region: 1-432 (143 amino acids)
Source: RefSeq, a predicted model, not a curated record
AUGGUUUCAAACAAUGCUGUUCCGAUGAAGUUAGAAAGUUCUGACAGAAGAUAUGUAGUUGUCAGAACGUCAGAUUCUCAUAUGCAAGAUACAGAAUAUUUUGACGACUUAGCAGAAACUUUAACAUCUGACUUUUACAACCACUUGUUCUCAUAUUUCAUGACAUUAGAUAUUUCAAAGUUCAAUCCAAGACAAAUUCCACAUACCGAAGAGAGACAAACAUUGUUAGAAGCAAACAAGAGUGUAUAUGAACUGUUCAUAGAUGAAACUGACUUUGAGUGUUUAGAUGAAAGGUCAUUGUACGAUUCGUAUAAACAGUAUUGUCAAGAAUAUGGUUAUAUGACAGCGUCUAAACGAACAUUCUUGGCAAAUGUCAAAAGUCUUUUAGACGUACAGAAUGGUGUAUAUACAAAGAAAAAUUUUUCUGAGUAA